UUAGAGGCUCUCUUUAAAGUUGCGAUGGCGCUUAUGAAACGUGCAUUGUUAAAUUAAAUACCAACGUGGCACUCACUCUCAAUGCACCCAACCAUCUCAGGAGAUGAAGUCAUCGAGGAUGAAGUUUGCAAAGAAGUUGAAAUCGAUCAGAGCUGCGGGGGAGUACCUGAAUCAGGAUCGGAUUCUGCAGGUGCUUUCAGCUGCAGAUGAGCUUCUUCCAAAGAUAUCUAAUCCUAUUCCCCAGAUUACAGCAGCUUCUUCUAUGAUCUGGAGGUCCCCUCACAUUGCCGAUACAACAUCGGAACUCGUGGAAAACGAGAAUAAAGGAGAAGCAGCUUCUGGGAACGAGGAGAACAUCCGUCCACCGGUAAAUCAAGAUAGCAAAACGGCGGCUGCUUAUGAAUCCGGUUCAGGUAUGGGGAGAAAGAGUUUGGGGUCUGGAUUCAGAAGACCUGAGUUGAAUUCAACCACACUCUUCGAUCCGAAGCUGCUCGAAGCCUUCGAAUUAGCUGUGGGUUGCUUUAGGAGAAUCAACGAUUUAUCCAGAAACCCCAAUCUCGAUCAAGACGAAGACGUUAUCGCCUUUCCCGCCGAUGAAAGCGGAAUGGAGAAAGUGAGCAUCGAGGAUGCCCUUCCUCCCCUCGACGACCUUGGGAUUGUAAACGCCAUCGCUGAAGAAGAGCCGCUAUUGGGAUUUGAGGAACGGUGUCCUCCUGGAGGAGAGGAGUCUGUUGUAUUCUACACAACUUCUCUUAGGGGAAUCAGGAAAACGUUCGACGACUGCAACAUGAUCCGCUUCCUCCUCGAUAGCUUUAAGGUCAAGUACUACGAGAGGGAUGUGUCGAUGCACAAACACUACAGGGACGAGCUUCGGAGAAUUUCAGCAGCAGCGGAGGGAACAGAGGUUUUGCCUCCGGUUCUGUUCGUGAAGGGGAGGUGCAUCGGCGGAGCUCAGAGGGUGUUGUGUCUGCACGAGCAAGGUAAGUUCAGGGCUUUGUUUGAGGGGGUUCCAGUCGCCGGAGAUACACCUUGCGGGAGGUGCGAUGGGUUUAGGUUUUUGAUGUGUGAUGGAUGCAGAGGUAGCAGACGGAUUGUCUCUAGUGAUGGUUCCAGGGUUCAGUGUUUGUUAUGUAACGAGAAUGGCUUGAUUGUCUGCCUUGAUUGCUCCUAGAUCUACCUUUUCUUCUUAUGUGUGUGUGUGUAUAUUUGGUUUCAUCGUUUAUUGAUUUUAUUCUUUUAAUGUGCUGUACCGAUUCUUUACACACAUACAUUAUGGUUCAUUUCUUAAGUAUAGGUUCUGAUUGUUUCUACUUUACCCUUGUUUUGUUUGCUCAAAAGAGUCCCG
Molecule: messenger RNA, 1345 nt
Organism: Brassica oleracea var. oleracea
Lineage: Eukaryota; Viridiplantae; Streptophyta; Magnoliopsida; Brassicales; Brassicaceae
Exons: 2
Coding region: 104-1171 (355 amino acids)
Source: RefSeq, a predicted model, not a curated record